Messenger RNA from Periconia digitata, 1818 nucleotides. NCBI's taxonomy places the organism in Eukaryota, Fungi, Ascomycota, Dothideomycetes, Pleosporales, Periconiaceae. The record is from the annotation of a GenBank genome assembly.
AUGAACCCCCGCCAAGCUCCACGUCGCCCUGAUUGGCCCACUAAUUCGAGCAUCGAAGGGCACAGGUGGCAUCCAAACAUCACCGCCUCAAGCUUCAAUUUGUACGCCAAUUCCACAAACAUGGGUGCGAAAACGCUGUCGUCCGUAGCCCUGCUCUUACCGCUCCUCACAGCCACCGCAAAUGCCGCCUCAGAGCCACCUCGGCCUCGGGGUGUAGGUCCGGAGUUUGCCAAAUACUAUAAAGAUGCCACCUCGUUCUCCUGCAUCUCGGCUCCUACUGUCAAACUAGAUAUCUCCCGCCUCAACGACGACUAUUGCGAUUGCCCCGACGGCAGCGACGAGCCCGGCACCAGCGCAUGUUCCUCCAUUUCGCCCUUGUCUCCCGCCCAGCCCUCUCGCUAUGAGACUGGCGAUGUUGCAGCUGCGCUGCCCGGUUUCUAUUGCAAGAACAAAGGCCACAUACCAAGCUAUGUACCUUUCACCGCUGUUAACGACGGCGUGUGCGAUUACGAGCUCUGCUGCGACGGCAGCGACGAGUUUGAACACGUUGGUGGCGUCAAGUGUGAAGAUCGGUGCGCGAAGAUUGGAAAGGAGUGGCGCAAGCAGGACGAAGCCCGACAGCAGAGCUUGGGAAAUGCGAAUCGGCGGAGAAAGGAGCUAGUAACUGAGGCGGAAAGGCUACGGAAAGAGGUCGAGGACCGGAUCGGUACCCUCAAGACCCAGAUUGAGAGCCAGGAAAUCAAAGUGCAGGCACUUGAGAAGACACUGGCUGAAGUAGAAAAAUCAGAGAAGGGCAAGAUCGUUAGAGGAGCAGGCAAGGGCGGAAAGUUGGGAGUGCUCAGUGGGCUGGCAAAACAGAGAAUCGAGGAGCUGAGCGAGAAUGCAAAGAGAGUGCGGGGCGAGAGGGACGUCGCAAAGGAGCGUAUCGAGGAAUUGGAGGGCAUUCUCAGGCGCUUCAAGGAGGAAUACAACCCCAACUUCAACGAUGAGGGUGUGAAGCGUGCCGUCAAGGCCUGGGAAGACUACGCAGCACAAGAGCGUGCAGGGCCAGACGAGGCAAGCGAUCGCGAUCUCGACGAAAUCCUCAACCCGGAGUCAGAGAGCGCCAUCAAAUGGACCGAGUUCGAAGAUGAAGACGAAUCCGACGUCGAAGCUCUCUACAAAUUCGAAGAAUAUCUUCCCGAGCCCAUCCGCAACUGGGUCGACACCAAACUCCGCGCGCUCCGCAUAACCCUUAUCGAGAACGGCAUCCUCGCCGACCCAAACCCCUCGGAUGCCUCCGAAUCCAAAGCCGUAGCCGACGCGCGCCAACAGCUCAACUCAGCCCGAACUUCGCUCGACAACGACCGCACAGAGCUCCGCAACCACGAAGAAGACGCCGUCAAAGAAUACGGCCCGGACAACAUCUUCCGCGCCCUCAAAGGCCGCUGCGUCGAGCAAGACAGCGGCGAAUACACAUACGAACACUGCUUCCUCGUCUCCACCACCCAGAAACCCAAAAAGGGCGGCGGAAACACGGGAAUGGGACACUUCUCCAGCAUCGAAACCAUCACCGUCGACGAAGACCUCCCCGCCGAUGGCAAGGGCCUUGGCUCCGGCGAACGAUAUGCUUUGAAGUACGACAACGGCCAGCAUUGCUGGAACGGGCCGAACCGCAGCACCUUGGUUGUCCUGGCUUGCGCCGAAAAGGACGAGAUUUGGAAGAUUGUCGAGGAGGAGAAGUGUGUUUAUCGCAUGGAGAUGGGCACGCCGGCUGUUUGUGGGGUUAGGGAGGGCAAGCAUGUUCCUCCUCCUUCGUCUGGCCAUAACGAGCUUUAA